AUGCGUCUCACACAAACCAACUACGAGGAGGUCGAAUCAGACUCUCAGAAUGUACCGCCUGCAACGUUCAACACCUACUUUCAUACCGUCGAGGAAAUUCCAGCACAUGAGAGCAGGAAUUAUCUUUCACGUCCAUCAGAAGCACCUUACUCCUUCGAGCGAUGGCUACCCUUGGUUCUUAGAACACGAAACCCCGAUGCAAAAGCUGCACAAGUUGUCAAACUUACACGAGCAGAGGCCAGGCUCGUCGUAGCAGCAUCAGGCACCUCGAUCAUCACUGGGGAACACAACCGAGCAUAUCAAGAAGACAUCCAGGAAGAAAUCAUCCCGCAUUUAUCGUCUCUCGACUUCCCUGCCGAAGGUCUCUUCAUGCGUUUGGAUCGUUGUUCACCUAAAGAUGGUCGCCAAGCCGUACCGGGUAGGCUGUCUCUUCACCCCCCAAUGGAUAUAAUUAUUCGCUUGAUCACAUCACAGCGAGUACGUAAUGAAAUAUUGAGGAGUCUUGAAGGGGGGAGUCCGACUGUCGACUUGACCUUUCUUCCAUUCAAUAAACGUAUGGAAGCGAAAGGGAAUACCGAGUCUACUGUGCACCUGAGACCGGAGCCAUCUCCGCAGUAA
This is a messenger RNA of Fusarium fujikuroi IMI 58289, 618 nucleotides long. RefSeq lists its product as uncharacterized. The record is from RefSeq and is a predicted model, not a curated record. The transcript has a single exon. The coding region runs from base 1 to 618 and encodes 205 amino acids. NCBI's taxonomy places the organism in Eukaryota, Fungi, Ascomycota, Sordariomycetes, Hypocreales, Nectriaceae.